Molecule: messenger RNA, 2781 nt
Organism: Helianthus annuus (common sunflower)
Lineage: Eukaryota; Viridiplantae; Streptophyta; Magnoliopsida; Asterales; Asteraceae
Product: zinc finger MYM-type protein 1-like
Exons: 4
Coding region: 1-2781 (926 amino acids)
Molecular function (GO): protein dimerization activity
Source: RefSeq, a predicted model, not a curated record
AUGGUGGAAAGUUGGUUGAUGCGAAGUUCAGGGGAUGCGGCACGAGCGCGGUCAACUUCAAACGGGCCCAAUUAUAAUAGCCCAAAUCCCAACCCCAUACCUAAUAAUCUACAAAGAAAACCCCAAAAAGAAAGAAGUAGCAUACGUGAGCAGACCAGACCGAAGAAAAAAGAAGAAGCAGCGCACAGCCACAGGAGCCAAUCGCCCACUCCAGUCCGUCAUCGUUCUGGUGUCUUCUGCUCCCUUUGCCGCCGCCAGUUCCAUUCCACCACUCCAUUGAAGGGAAUUUGGAAGUUGAAAGAUGAAAAAGAAACUCUCAUUAGUAGUCUUUUUAAACGAAAAUUCCAAGAAAAUGAUGAUUUGGGUGCAACUCCUAGUUCAAAUAUUAUUAACGAUAAGCAAGAAAAUGAAGAUAUUGGUCCAAGUUCAAAGAAUGAUAUUGAUAUGCAAGAAAAUGAAGAUAUCGGACCAACUCCAAGUCCAAUUAUUACUUUGGCUUCAAGUCCUUCAACACGAAACAAAAUCGAUUUGAAUGAUCUUCCUUCGGAUCCCUCCGAUAGACCGCCUAUUACUAGUUAUCAUCCAAAUCAAAUAGACGACAUAAGAAGAGCGUAUCUUGUUAAAAAGGCUUUUCAACCACGAGGUCAUGACUUUAAAUGGACAAACUAUUCUAGUGGCCGAAGACGUUUUAAUGUUAAAUGGUUUGAUAAAUAUCAUUGGUUGGAGUAUAGCACUAAACAAGAAAAAGCAUAUUGUUUAUAUUGUUACUUGUUUAAUGAAAGUGUUGGUAAUAAAGGUGGAAGAGAGACUUUUGUAAGUGGAGGCUUUUGUAAUUGGAGUAAACCGGGUGUCUUAAAAGAACAUGUUGGGUUAGUUAAUAGUAUACAUAAUAAGGCGGCGCAAAAAUGUGAAAAUCUCUUGAACCAAAAGCGAUCCUAUGAUGCAAAUGAAAAAAGGCGUAACAAGGAAAGAAGGAUUGGAAAUCGGUAUCGAUUAAUGGGGUCUGUUCGUAGUGCUGGAUUUUGUUUAGAAAAUAGUUUACCGUUUCGUGGGCAUGACGAAUCUGAAAAGUCUCUUUAUAAAGGUAUAUUUCUUUCGGUUUUAAAGUUGAUUAGUGUGAACAACCCGGAUAUUGGUAAGUACACUUUAGGGAAGGCCAAGAAGAAUAAUAAGUUGACAGCUCCAUCGAUUCAAAAAGAGAUUGUCGAUUGCUAUUCGAAAGAAGUAACCAAAAUGAUUUGUGAAGAAAUUAAAGACGAUGUCUUUGGGUUGUUAGUAGAUGAGUCUAGCGACGUGUCUUUAAAGGAACAAAUGGCCGUAGUUGUGAGAUAUGUCGAUAAGGUCGGAGUUGUUAAAGAGAGUUUAAUUGGAGUUGCUCAUGUAAGGAAUACAUAUUCUUUAACUCUUAAAGAAGCCAUUGUGUCUUUAUUAGCCGAUAACCAUUUAAGCAUAGAUCAAAUCAGGGGUCAAGGUUAUGAUGGUGCAAGCAACAUGCGGGGAGAGUUUAAUGGAUUAAAAACUUUAAUUCUGAAAGACAAUCCAUCGGCACAUUACAUACAUUGCUUUGCUCAUCAACUCCAGUUAGUGAUUGUGGCUGUAGCAAAAAAGCAUGAUGGUGUUAAAGAAUUUUACGAAACUCUUGGCAUGGUUGUUAAUACAGUUGGUGCUUCUUGCAAAAGAAAAGAUAUGAUGUUGGAGGCAAAAAAAGAGAGAGUGGAAAACGAAAUUCUAGCGGGUGAAAUUAACACAGGAAAAGGAUUAAACCAAGAGGUUUCCCUUGCCCGACCAGGAGACACACGAUGGGGUUCUCAUCAUAGAACCAUCAUAAGUUUGUUGAAAUUGUUUCCGGAAGUUGUUGAGGUACUUACUUUUAUUAAACAAGAUGGAGAGACCUUUCAACAACGAUCCAAUGCGUCAGGUAUUCUAUCAUAUUUUGAGAGUCUUGAAUUUGUGUUUUACAUACACUUGUUGAACGAUAUCUUAGGCCUCACAAAUGCUCUAUCAAAACAUCUUCAAAAAAAGAGUCAAGACUUGUUAGAAGCAUCUCAUUUGAUAAGCGGGACAAAACGAGCUUUGAAUCAUUUAAGACAAAAUGGGUUUGAAAAGAUGUUGGCAAACGUAACAUCUUUUUGUGAAAAAAACAACAUUAAGAUGUUAGAUAUGGCGGAAAGUUAUGGUAAUAAAAGAAACCGAAAGUAUGUCGUUACUAACCGACAUCAUUUUGAAGUUAAGGUUUUUAAUACGGUUUUGGAUAUGCAACUUCAAGAACUUGGAAGCCGAUUUAGUGAGGUCUCAACUAGUUUGAUAGAAAAUAUGUCGGGUUUAAAUCCUUGUAAUUCGUUUGCUAAAUUUGACAUAUCAAAGAUAGUGAAGUUUUCUGAAAUGUAUCCGAAUGACUUUAAUAAAGAAGAAAGAGGGGUUCUUACGGGUGAUCUUUCGACAUUUUAUCACACUUUAAAGGAAGAUGAUAAAUUUGCAAAUUUAACUGGAUUGAGUGACCUUGCUCGUGUAAUGGUGGAAACCGGAAAAAAUGAAACUUUUCCUUUGGUUUAUCGAACAUUGAAGCUAGCACUGGUUUUAUCGGUUGCAACCGCAACCGUUGAAAGAUGUUUUUCUAAAAUGAAGCUUAUCAAGACGGAUUUACGCAAUCGGAUGGGUGAUGAGUAUUUGAACAACGCUCUAAUUUGUGCGGUCGAAAAAGAAUUUUUUUGUAAAGUAAAAGAAGAGGAUGUCAUGGCCCGGUUUCAAGCUAUCAAAAACCGAAGAGGAGAAUUCAUUUAG